Opisthorchis viverrini is the source of this 7089-nucleotide messenger RNA. RefSeq lists its product as hypothetical. The transcript is spliced from 32 exons. NCBI's taxonomy places the organism in Eukaryota, Metazoa, Platyhelminthes, Trematoda, Opisthorchiida, Opisthorchiidae. Gene Ontology annotation, cellular component: mitochondrion; gamma DNA polymerase complex. The coding region runs from base 1 to 7089 and encodes 2362 amino acids. Gene Ontology annotation, molecular function: DNA binding; 3'-5' exonuclease activity; DNA-directed DNA polymerase activity. Gene Ontology annotation, biological process: mitochondrial DNA replication. The record is from RefSeq and is a predicted model, not a curated record.
AUGAUCUCCGUUCUUUUGCGUUUCCCAUGCCAACCGGUAUUGAGCAGGUGCAUUCGUCUGACUUCCCUGUACGCACAAGGUUGCGCGGUUACAAAGAUCGUUAGUAAUGCGGAACAACCAACCUACAAUGAAGUACGCAUACAGAUGCUUUCAAGACAUCUGCAAGCAUGUUUAUUCGGCUGUGAGAUUAGCCGCUACGACUUAGCACCACAGUCCGUUCUGAAUGAGCUAGAAAAACACGGGAUUGAUGUAAAUCGUUCACAGCCAGAACGCCUACCUGUGAGCUUUUCCCCUCCUGACCUGAUUGGCGGUGAUAUUGAAAAACACAUGCAAAACAUAUCUGCCCAACUCGUCACGCCCUACCGGAAACUUUUGGACUCGUUUUCUGGGACCGUUCCACCAAUGCCGGAAUCGUGGAGCACUCAGUCUGGAUGGACCAGAUACUCUGGUGAUCAAAUAGAGAGUGUCAGAGCACCCGUGGACGACAUCAUGGUUCUUGACAUUGAAGUUCUCAUGGAAGAGGGUGAUCUUCCAACAAUGGCUGUCGUGCUGACACCAAACGGAUGGUAUUCUUGGGUUUCCCCAAAUCUUUACAGCGAGAAAUUAUCCACAAAUGAGACCCUAGAUUCGUUGAUUCCUCUGUACGACAGUAAGGACACUAGUCGUCCCAAAUGUGUGAUUGGUCAUUUUGUGAGUUUUGACCGAGCACGUUUACUCGAGGAAUACUAUCUUCAGGGAACUGGGACACGGUUUCUGGACACACUAUCUUUUCAUGUGGCUGUGUCCGGGUUGACCAGCACACAAAGACAUUUGAAAACCGCAGCAUCCAAACAUUUGUUCAACAACAAAUUGUGGCAGAAAUAUAUGAGUACCCACGGAGAAACAUCCAAGUUGAAUGAUGUGGAGGAACACGCUAAUGUUAUGAACAGCUCUCGUUUUGCUUUUCCUCCAAAGGGUCUGCAAUGGAUUUCCGAAACGAGCCUGAACAAUCUCACUGAUGUCUACCGGCUUUAUUGUGCGAAGGAGCCACCACAGGACAAAACAGCCAGGUCCGUUUUUGAGUGCGGUACAAGACAAGAGGUACAAACACGUUUUCAGGAAUUGAUGCGUUAUUGUGCCACCGAUGUGUCGAUGACCUAUGAAGUAUUUCAGAAAUUGUUACCGUUGUUCAAGGAGCGCUUUCCCCAUCCCGCAACCCUGUAUGGUAUGCUUGAAAUGGGAAGUAUGUAUUUGCCCAUCAACGAUUCGUGGUCGAAGUUCCAGGAGAACGCGGACAGGAAAUUUGCGGAAAACGAGCAGCGUCAGAAACAACUCCUCAUGCAAUUGGCGGAUCAAGCACUACAGCAUUAUUCCAGUCCCGAUGCAGACCCCCAAAAUGAUCCGUGGUUAUGGGACCUUGAUUGGGCAUUGCCGAAAAUUGCAAAAGCGAAUACGGAAGUGGAUGAGCGGCUGUCCAAGCUUCCAAAUGGAAUCAAUAUUAAAUCGCGAGUUGUGUACAUUUGGCAGCCGACUGCCGUGACCGAGAUACUUCGGAAGCCUGCACAUGGUGUUACGGGAGCUAGUCGAUGUGAGUUAAUUAACCGAGCUUCGUGUGUCUGCUUUCAAGAGCGUUCCACCGAACAGAUUGAGCAUGGUGAUGCUGCUGUUACCGAUUAUGCUGGUAAUGAUGAUGAGUACCACUCUGAAUCCAACCACAUUUUCGCCCAUUGUCUACAUAAUAUUUCUUGUUGCCCUCUUAGGUGGUAUCGUGAAUUGAUUCCCAAGCCGAUAAAAGAAAAUUUGGACGCUGGUCCCGCUCUUUUGACCGCACAGAUGCGAAUUGCACCGAAGUUACUACGGUUGUGUUGGCAAGGUUUACCAUUACAUUACGAUCAAAUACGACAGACAAUCGUACCGGCGGUCACGCGGAAUAGAAACAUGCAACUGAUUUCCAAACAAGAACGAGACGCACUCACAAGUCUACGAAAGGAUGAAACAAUCGUAAUACUACCGGCAGACAAAGGACGCAUCAUGGUGAUAAUGGACAAGCCAGAUUACAUUGAAAAGGCAAAACAACUGCUAAAUGACACCACGACCUACAAACCAAUUGAUCAUGACCCAACUUCAAACGUCAUCAAUCGAAUCAACACGACACUCAAGAAACUGCAAGAAACACACGAGAUAACCAGACAGGAACGAUGGAAAAUGAAAGCCGAUGAUACCAACAUUGCACGAUUCUACGGACUACCAAAGGUGCACAAAGAAGGAACUCCACUUAGACCAAUCGUUUCACUUCCGGGAACCCCAACUUACAAAUUAGCAAAAGACUUAUGGAGAAGAUUAAAACACUUAAUCUCCGGAUCGGAACACACAGUCAAUAAUGCAGGUCAGUUCCUACACAAACUACGGAACGUCAGUAUAGAAGACGAUGAAGUCAUGCUUUCAUUUGAUGUCACAUCGCUGUUCACUUCAAUCAACCACAACCUCGCCAGGACAACCAUAGCAGAACUGCUUCAGACUAAGCCCAACACGACAGGAACCAUGAAACCUGAAAGUAUAGGCAAACUGCUGGACUUUUGCAUGGAUACAUACUUUACCUUCGAUGGACAAAUAUAUCAACAGCUGAAAGGAACUCCAAUGGGAUCUCCAAUAUCAGGAUUUAUUGCUGAGGCGGUAAUGCAAAGGUUAGAGCAUGCGGUACUGCCGAUCAUCAAUCCAAAACUUUGGAUCCGCUACGUGGACGACACCUUUGUCAUCAUGAAACGGGAUUCAGUGCACGAGGCACAUGAACUGCUCAACACCACUUUUGAAGAUAUCAAGUUUACAAUCGAACUGGAAAGAAACAAUCGACUACCAUUCUUAGACGUUCUAGUGAACAGAAAGAUGGAUGGGACUCUGGAAACCUGUGUAUACCGGAAGGAGACUCAUACAGAUCAAAUCCUGAACUACAACAGCAAUCACCCAGUAAACCACAAGAAGAGCUGCGUCCAAACCUUGUUCAAGAGGGCGGAGACACACUGCAGCACCACAGAACUGCGGAAGAAGGAAGAAAACCAUCUACUCAGGGUAUUCCAGAACAAUGGAUAUCCAAGGAAUUUUAUCAAGAGAAGCUUGAAGAAGAAGACACCCCAACCACGGCAACAGCAAGAACAAGCCACCAGACGGGUAGUCCUGCCUUACAUCAGGAAUAUAUCAGAACUCGCGACCAGAUUAUUGGCUCAAAAAGGAAUAUUUGUGGCCCACAAACCGAAUGCCACCCUGAGGAAAUUAAUCUCUAGACCGAAGGACAACCCGGACAAAACCAAGAAGAACAGUGUGAUAUACCAACUCAACUGCGACAACUGCAUCAAAUUCUACGUCGGACAAACUGGGAGGAGACUAUGCACGCGAAUAAAGGAACACAACGCGGCCGUCAGGAGGCAUGACCCCCUGUCCUUGAUAUCCAUACACGAGGACCAAGAAGGCCACAAAUUCAACUUGGAAAACGCAGAAAUUUUGGAACUAAAAUGGGGUGUUCUUAUACCAGGUCGAGCACCCCAGCCGUACGGUGACCCUCGAUUCUAUGAAGAAACCUCAGUCAACUGUAAUGUGCAAGCUAACUCCCCGAGUGUAUCAGACGGUGAGAACACCAAACAAAAUCAAGACAGGACGAUCGUCAGUGAAUCUGUCAAUAAUUUCUGCAAUAUGACUCUGCGUUCUAGAAUCCCUGUAAGCAAAGAGACAGCUGCAGGUCGGGUAGAAUAUUCAUUUCCAUAUGGCGCUUAUUUGUCGUACUGGUCGGCUGCAAUGCAACGUCGAUUUUUAUCAGACUUAUCUGACAAUCCGAACGGCGACUUCGCCUCAGCAUACCGCCAACGAGCCGUGCCGGAUUCUCGCGAUGACCAUCUGAUGGAUGAACUUCAACGAAGUAUCCAAGCUAUGCCUCUGGAACCGGAAGAACGAGCUCGCUUGUUUGCAACCAUAUCAGCUAUUCGUAACCUGGGCACCAGGUCGGACGAUUAUGGCCCCAAUCGCCAAGGUUCCUCCGAACCGGUUUAUGAAUACAUCGGCGAAAUGCAGGACCCGUUUCAACGAAAAACCCCGCAUAGUCUCUCAUUACAUUUUUAUCCACUCCCCCAUUGGUUGGCAUACUUUAUGCAGAUUCGUGGUCCCGCGUUCUGGUUGGAUCCGAAGCGCUAUGAGUGUGUGAAGCAGGCCGUGCCGAAUAAAAACCCCAAAUCCAAUCGUCGUCAGAAGAAUCGACGUGCAGUUGAUACGGUCAAUCCAGUUAUCCCAACCUGCUGGUUCAAUCAUCUACCACACGAUGACGGCGAAGGGUUGCCAGUGGGAUCUCCUUUGUCUCGGUCCUUUCAAACACAUAUUGCGGCUAAUCGCCUUCACAGUGCAAGUAUGGAAAUGCUGAACCUCGCAAGGGCCAACGCACAAGAAACGCCUAACUCCCCAUCAGAAAUCCAGACAGCUCAUCUCGCUACUGAGCUGUUACGGGAUCGGGUACAUGCUACCUUUUGGCAAAGUUAUUCGAAGCGUAUAAGGAAUCAAAUGGCCGUUUGGCUUCCGACUUCAAUACUACCGACAGAGGCUAGAAAUGACCCGAAUUUCAAUCCAUCCGGACAUCAUGGAGCGAUUCUGCCUCAGGUGAUUGUUGCAGGCACCGUAUCCCGGCGUGCUGUCGAGCCGCUUUGGUUGACCGCAAGUAAUGCCGACCGAAAUCGCCUGGGCAGUGAGAUCAAAGCAAUGGUCCAAGCACCGCCCGGUUACUGCUUUGUCGGCGCAGAUGUGGACUCUCAGGAAAUGUGGAUUGCCGCUCUGAUUGGAGAUGCUAGCUUUGGAUUCCAAGGCAAGUCGUUCCAUAGUCCACUUCAACUAACAAGCGUGGCAAAUCCUAAGAACAGUGCUACUCCGUACGGUUGGAUGACUCUGGAGGGGAACAAAACAGACGGAACGGAUUUACACACCAAAAUUGCCCAAAUUAUGGGUAUCACGCGCAAUGAAGCCAAAGUGCUCAACUAUGCUCGUCUCUAUGGCUCUGGACACGAAUUCACGAAACAUCUGUUAACCAAAUUCUCCAAUCUCACACUGAUUGAUUCUGGAAUUUGCUUAUCACUGAAUCGCACAGUUCAUAUUUCCGUUAGUGCGUAUACGUCGUUGGUCCUACUAUUUUCAUCAAUCAGUAGAUUUUGCAAGUGCGUAUUCACAAACGGUUUGGCAGUUCUAGAGAAAUUGACAGUGGUAAUGCAGUGGAUCAUAAAACUUUUCUCAUCUAUUCACGUUGUCGUCUUCUUUAUCGCCCCACAGCCAGAGCAAGCCGGUCUCAAAGCCAACCAGCUACUGCGCACAACAAAAGGGCAACGCACAGGAUCCCACUCCAGAGCAUGGAAGAAGCCCGGUCAAGAUUCAACGGAACAAGCCAACAACGCCAGCGAACCUUCUGCCAGGUGGCAGGGAGGGAGUGAAUCCGCAGUAUUCAACGAACUCGAGAGUAUAGCCCGAAGCUCCGAACCCUGUACACCUGUUCUUAAGGCCCGAAUGACACGAGCACUUAAUCCAAAACUUGUGAAGGAAGACUUUCUUCCCAGCCGAAUCAAUUGGGUGGUGCAAAGCUCAGCCGUAGACUACUUGCACUGCAUGUUACUUGUUAUGGGCUGGUUGAUUCAGAAGUACAGUCUUCCCGCUCGUCUUUGUAUCAGCAUCCACGAUGAGGUGCGCUAUUUGUGUCGACAGGACGCGGCCGACCGAGUUGCCUUGGCGUUACAGAUUAGCAACCUUUUUACACGGGCUUUCUUCGCAUAUCAGUUGGGCAUGCGAGACCUUCCUGAGUCCGUCGCUUUCUUCAGUUCUGUUGAAAUCGACACAUGUCUGCGAAAAAAUCCGGACGAUGAUUGCAUCACCCCGUCCAAUCCGGACGGUCUGCAGAAGACUUACGGCAUCCCGUCAGCUUCACCAAGGGAUGAAUUAAAUCCUGCUCUAAAGGAGGGGGUCAACCCUAACCAACGUCUUAAGACAACGGUUCUCCCGAUCAUUUUAUCAGGAAACAUGGUCAAAGGAAAAUCCAGGACCGUUAUCGUCACACUAAACAGGAGACCCGUUCACAUUAGCCUUUCAAUGAUGGGUGAUACACUGGACAGACGACGUGUACUCACCUCAGGAUGCUCACAAAUGAGCAUGCUGACUGAACAAGGCAAUACCGUUCGAUUAACCUCUGACCCACAUCAAAUCCAAUGGAAUCAAGCAGCUGAUUACGGAGGCUGUCAGGAGCAUGCGACUGCAAAGAUCUGCGUACUGCAGAUUGUCAAGGCUCUCAAUAGCAACAAGUUGAACACCAUACUUCUGAAGACAGUCCAGUGUUCGUCCCAUUAUUUCAUCAACGACGAAGUUGAACAACAAUGGAGAGAGUGGACAUCCUUGUCUGACACCAAUUUUUGUAGGGAAGCCUUUGGAGAGUUCACCAUCACUCUCGUCCGCCCAGAAUGCAUGUUUGGGGUCCACGCUCGUGUUCCAGAAGGAGCGGCAGGUGGUGAUCAACCCUCGCCACCGAUAACUGACGGCGAUGUGGUCUAUUUGGAUUUGGCGCUUGUUAGUUGGUGGGCACCACGUUGUCAAACGAUUUCCGCUGUUCCGGAAAUUCGUAUUACGAUGGAACGGCCUGUGAUUAGCACACAUCUGAAGGUUGCGGCUGAAUUCGGACGUACAAAAGCUGCCGAGUGUAGUGCAGGACGAGCAAAACAGUCAGUCCUAGAGCUGGGACCUGCGGAGAAAGUAUUCAGAUUUGGGCAAGGGAGGGUGGAAGACGGAAAAUGUGAAAGGGUGAGAAGGGAGGCGUCAGCAUGUUUUCGCUUACCAGCCUUGCUGUAUGCAGUAAGUAAGGCGACCCGGCUGAUGGCACCACGCGGCGGCCGAUGUGGCAGGAGGGUAUUGUUAUCUCUCAAAGCGACCAAAGAUGACCAAUUCCUCAUACAAACCCUUGAGCAACUCUCCUCCAACUACCACUUCACUCAUCUGCUGGUAGGUGACUUUAACGCUCCAAAGGCCUCCUGGAUGGAGCUCCGGCGCGUCGAAUCGAGCGGACGUUUUGCAGCGGCGCUUAUUGAAGUCUUUCAACGGAGCGCUUGA